UCCCGAGCAUCCGAAAGAAAACGCUAGAAGAGAGAGAGCCGUGUUUGGGAGCACGAUAUUCUUCACCAGAAAAACGUAGUUCUUAAACUCGGAGGAGAAAAUCGGCGAUUCCUCCGUUCAGUUUCUCGGCCUCAUCGUCUUCAUCAUUGGGCAUUUGGGUUUCUAAACUCAUUGGCUAAAACAGCAGUUCAAUCCUCAACGGAGGGUUGGGCUUUUUUUCAAAGGUAUACAUAUACUUCUCUCUGCAUCUACUGGUCUCAUUUCUAAAUUAGAUGGCAAGCCAUGUUACUCGGUCGAGGGUGCAGCCACAGCUUCAGGAGCAUCAAUCAAGGGCUAGGUGGACAACACAUCUUACUAAGAUUCUUGCAAGCUUAAUGGUUGAUCAGGUACACCAAGGGAAUAGAAAAAACAAUUACUUUGGCAAGAAAGCAUGGAAGUAUAUCUGCGAUGAAUUCUAUAAGAGAACGGGUCUGAAAUGGGACAAGGAACAACUGAAGAACCGAUGUGCAGUUAUGAAGAGGAUGUAUAUUAUAAUCAAGUCACUUCUUGAUCGUAGUGAUUUCAGUUGGGAUGAAGCCACAGGGACCAUCACAGCCAGUGAUGAAGUAUGGGCUGAAUACACGAAGGAACAUGCUGAUGCAGAGACUCUAAGAAGCAGUGGCUGCCCAAUUUACAAAGAGCUAUGCAUAAUAUUUUCAGAACCAGCAACCAAUGGGAAUCAUGAUCAUCCAGCUGAACACGAGGAAGGGACUACAAAUUUUCAUCAAUUGGAGCCAUUGUCCAUCCCGCAAGAAGUACUGUCCUCAUCGGAAUCUGAGGAAGCAGAUGAUGCUGUUGAUGAUAAAGAAACAGUUCAACCUAUUACUCCCAGCACUGCUGGCAUCCGCAAAAGAGGGCGCAAGGGCAUUGAUGAUGCCAUUGCAGGAGCUAUUUUAGAGAUGGCAGCUGCAUCAAAGCUGAGAACGGCUGCUAUACAGCAACGAGAUGCCAGAUAUACCAUAGCUAAUUGUAUUAAAGCACUGGAUGAGAUGAAAGGCGUUGAUGAGCAACUCUAUUUUGCUGCUCUUGAUCUGUUCAACAAGCCCACUGCAAGGGAGAUGUUCUUGUCUCUCAAACACGACAAGCGCUUGAUCUGGUUGCAGGGCAAGUGCAGAGCAGCUGGUCCUGUUCCCUAGAUUAUUGAUCGACAAAGUCAUAGUACUCGAUUUAGUGUUUUUCAUCUAAACCUAUGUCAUGUGAAUAUUAUUACUCAUAUAUAUCAGAAGUAUCCUGGUUUUACUUUUA
Messenger RNA from Rosa rugosa (rugosa rose), 1284 nucleotides. RefSeq names its product L10-interacting MYB domain-containing protein-like. NCBI's taxonomy places the organism in Eukaryota, Viridiplantae, Streptophyta, Magnoliopsida, Rosales, Rosaceae. The record is from RefSeq and is a predicted model, not a curated record. The transcript is spliced from 3 exons. Bases 273 to 1175 code for a protein of 300 amino acids.